AAAGUUAUAUUUGUAUAAUUUGUUAUUUUCUUUUGCUUUUUCAGGAAACCUUUGCAUAUUGUAUCCCACAAUCCUCUGUUUUCUUCCAGGUUCUCAAGAGUGUGCAACCACAGCCAAGGCUGACAUCAUGCUGUUGGUGGACGGCUCCGGGAGCAUCAGAAACAUAGACUUUCAAACCAUCAAGACCUUUUUCGCUGGAAUGGUCAGCAAUUUCAACAUUGGCCCAGACAGUGUCCAGAUUGGUCUGGUUCAGUACAGUAGUAACCCAAUCACCGAGUGGCACCUGAACACCCACCAGACCAAAUAUUCCCUGCUGAAGGCCAUCGCCAAUCUGGUACAGCUACGAGGAUCCACCUUCACAGGACGUGCUCUGAACUACACCCUUCAAAACAACUUUAAACCCAAUGUGGGAAUGCGAGCAGAUUCCAAAAAGAUUGCCGUCUUGAUCACUGAUGGAGAGUCCCGGGACGACGCAAUCCUCCCCUCACAGAAACUGAAGGACGCCGGCAUUGAGAUCUACGCUAUUGGCGAUUGAUUUUCAGUUUAAAUAGCGAGAAAGUCAGGGGAUAAGCUCUGAAAUUACAAAACUUUACCACAAAUAAAAAAAUUGACAUCAAUAUGAAUUGAAAAUGUUAUUUCAGGUUUGUCACAAUGAAAACAUUUGCAGCUCGUCCCUUAAGAUAUAAAAAUCACUACAUUUGUCAAUUAUAUCAGUUAAUGUUUUUAAAAGAAGUCAGCAUGUUUCGAGUCUUUGCAAGUUGAUUUCGAUAGUGAACUAAAUUGAACUAAAACCAACGGCUGUCCAAAAGGCAA
Messenger RNA from Sander lucioperca (pikeperch), 813 nucleotides. RefSeq names its product collagen alpha-1(XII) chain-like. The transcript is spliced from 3 exons. Gene Ontology annotation, biological process: endodermal cell differentiation. The record is from RefSeq and is a predicted model, not a curated record. The coding region runs from base 128 to 535 and encodes 135 amino acids. Lineage: Eukaryota; Metazoa; Chordata; Actinopteri; Perciformes; Percidae.